Aphanomyces astaci is the source of this 1332-nucleotide messenger RNA. RefSeq lists its product as hypothetical. The transcript has 6 exons. Lineage: Eukaryota; Oomycota; Saprolegniomycetes; Saprolegniales; Verrucalvaceae. The coding region runs from base 1 to 1332 and encodes 443 amino acids. The record is from RefSeq and is a predicted model, not a curated record.
AUGGACGAAUUGUUUGCCCCACCCAAGAAAUCCGGCCACGUGCGGAAAAGCAAGUCCCCGUGUGACGGAGUCGAUCCACCUCCUGUAGAAGUCAUCUCAGACGGCACGGAUGUUACCUCAGCCGACCCAGCCCUGACCGAUAUGAGCCUUGACCUCGUGAGCGUGGCUGACGACGAAAUCCUACUGAGCUGCAGCUCUGAUGAAGAGUGCAAAAUUCAAGGCUUGGAGAAACGAACCAAAGCGACGGAAGGCACGGACGAGGCCGUUGAACGUAGCUUGAACACUGCUCAUUGCAACCUCACCGGCGUCCUUGACCGCGACAGUGACCUACCCAUAGAGCCCCGUAGCUCGUCCGAAGACCUGGUAUAUACAGACAAUGCGAUCGAAGCAAGCUUCGAUGAAUCCAUGUCAGACGUUUCCAUGCUGACUGAAAACUACGACGAAGAGAUGUCGAUUGUUCCGUUUACUGCUGCAAGCUCAGCCCCGCAUUUUGACUCAGGGGGACGAGUACAUCUCGUCCAGCCCAAGAUCUGGCUGGGCCUUUGUCAAUCCUUGCAACUGGAGUGCACUACACACACGGUCCAGCUUGACACGAAUCGCCAGCUGACUGUAGUAUGUCGAGCUUCCGUCGAGAGCUAUGAAACCAGUCUGGCCUUGGACCAGACGCGAUCACGUUUUGACUCACCUACGAUGACUCGUUUGACUCUGCCUGCAUCGAGCUUUGCACAUGAAUCGGCAGUCUACAAUCCAGCCUUGCCUUUGGGAUUGUCCCCCGUCGUUUGCAUGGAGCCGGCGAUUGACGAAACCUUUCCUCGCCUAAUGAAUGUCCAAACCUCGUCGAACCGUCGAAACGAACCCAUGGGCGUCGAAGCUAGCUCGAAUAAAGUUCCCAGUCAGUCCUCCGGCAUGGUGCGUUUGCAUCAACUGAUCGUGGAACGUCAGCAGCACUUGAUGAACGACGAGACCAUGGGGAUCGACUUGCCCGACAAAAUUGACGAUGCCUCCCAUGCAUAUCGUCGCGUCUCCAACGAAUUUCAGCAUCUCUCGUCUGACGUCCAAGCUCUCAGUUGUCUCUUGCUCGAACAACUCCCUGUAACAUCAGCCGUUCCCGACGACACUCGACCCCGCCUCGAAGCGCUUCGCCAGGAAAUCCAACUCUUACACGAUUGCGGCUCAUCCCUCGUCCACGACAUGUCCCUUCUGCAAGACCACGUGCUACUUCUCGAAGCACGCAUCGAUCGACUCAGUCUAGACUUCUCGUCCCGUCUAGCCCAAGCUGAGACCCCUGCACCCGAAUCCUCGUCACGACCGGCCUCGACCGGCCUCGACUAG